AUGAACACAUCGGCUGCAGGCCAAGCACCUGGACCAAGUCGCAUCGAUGACGAGGCGAGAGCAACGCAGUUAGAUGUCGAGGCAGCGACGGGCGCGCUGGGUACCGAGAGAGGUACGAGCGCAUCGACGUCAUCCGCCGACGACCAGCAUGCCCUCAAUCCGACCGAGUCGUACGGGCAGCGCUUGACACGGGUGUUGACCGGCGAGAACGACACGCCACACGAUUCAUAUGUCGACUUGGACGAUGACAACGACGACGGAAGCAAGGGUAGGCGCUCGCGGAGGAGCAGGCUCUUACCCUCGCUAGUACGUCGAAGGCAACAAAGCGGUGCGCGUACGGGACGCAGUCGAACACCGAAGCGGUCGAGUAUCCGACAGAGGGCGGAAGAGCUGGCGACAAUGGCAGAUUCCGAGAAAGAGGCGAGAUCCAAGCGAUCGAACGGCGCACAGUCCACCGAUGCAAGCAGCGAACCGGGACGGAUCAAGAUGGUGGGUGAAGACGGCAAACCCAUGCGACGGCACGGCAUCAAGGAACGCGUGCUGCACUUCACACCGUCCUGGUUCUCGGUGACGAUGGGCACGGGUGUCAUCGCCACGCUGCUCAACCUGCUUCCGUGGCCAUCGAUCCAUUCAGGACUUCGCUAUCCCGCUGCAUGCUUCUUGCUCGGCGACAUUGUCAUCUUCAUCCUCUUCGUAUGCGCCUUCUUCGCGCGCUACCUGAUGUAUCCGGAAGUGGUACCUCUAACCAUCAAGCAUCCUCAAAAGUCCAUGUUCUUGGGCACGCUACCCAUGGGUCUCAUCACCAUCAUCAGUGGCAUCGCACAGCUGGGAACUAACGAGUUCAAGCUGGGAAUCGGAUUCGCACUGGCCGCCAGCGGACUGUGGUGGGCAGCGACGGCGAUCAGUUUGGCGACGGCGAUCGGUGUACCGUUUAGCAUGAUGACGUACCAGAAGCACUAUUUUGAAGGAAUCACCGCGGCUUUGUUGCUGCCUAUCGUACCACCGAUCACUGCUGCGGCGACAGGGAGCGUGCUCGCAGAGAUCCUGAUGCACAGAUACCCAACGUACGCCUUCACGAUCAUGGUGGUGAGCUACCUCGUGCUCGGCAUCGGUCUGCCACUGGCCCUGCUCAUCCUCGUACUCUACUUCCAACGCCUGCUGCUGUUCAAGAGUCCGCCACGAGAUGUCAUCAUCUCCGUCUUUCUGCCUCUCGGACCCUGCGGUCAGGGAGGAGAAGCAUGUUUGCACCUCGGCAGAGUCGCUCUCCACCUGUUCCCCACCAUCUCGACAUCGGCCUCUUCGGGGGUUCCGCAACUUUUUUCGGUGGGACAGGCGCUGUACGGAGCAGGACUCAUCUCGGCCAUGUUCCUCUUCGGACUGGGAAUAUGGUGGCUGUGCAUCGGAGUGUUCACCAUCAUCCGCGAGUUGAAACGCGGCAAGCUAGGGUUCAACAUGGGCUGGUGGGGAUUGACGUUCCCGUUUGCGAGUCUGGCGAUCUGCACGGCACGACUGGCGAUAGAGCUGGAUAGUCUUGCGCUCAAGAUAGUUUACACGGGCUUUGUCAUUGCCAACAUUUCGCUGUGGCUGUACGUGGCGAUACCGACGGCCAAGGGCGCUUGGACGGGGAGGCUGUUCAAUGCUCCUUGCCUGGCCGAUCUCCCGCUCAAGCCGUGA
This is a messenger RNA of Pseudozyma hubeiensis SY62, 1674 nucleotides long. Its product is annotated as malic acid transporter. The transcript has a single exon. NCBI's taxonomy places the organism in Eukaryota, Fungi, Basidiomycota, Ustilaginomycetes, Ustilaginales, Ustilaginaceae. Gene Ontology annotation, molecular function: sulfite transmembrane transporter activity. The coding region runs from base 1 to 1674 and encodes 557 amino acids. The record is from RefSeq and is a predicted model, not a curated record. Gene Ontology annotation, cellular component: plasma membrane. Gene Ontology annotation, biological process: transmembrane transport; sulfite transmembrane transport.